GUCGGUUUUAUGCUUUUGAGAAAGCUCACCGGUUGGAUCCCACUUCAAGUGGACGUGGUGUUCGCCAGUUUAAAACUGCACUUCUUCAACGACUUGAAAGGGAGAAUGACCCAACGUUGAUGGGAAGAGUCAAAAAAAGUGAUGCACGUGAAAUGCAGAGCUUUUAUCAGCAUUACUACAAAAAGUAUAUCCAAGCUCUGCAAAAUGCUGCAGAUAAAGCUGAUCGUGCACAGCUUACAAAGGCAUACCAAACUGCAAAUGUUCUCUUUGAGGUUUUAAAAGCUGUUAAUCAGACGCAGGCAGUGGAAGUUGAUCGUGAGAUAUUGGAAGCUCAUGAUAAAGUUGCUGAAAAAACAGAGAUAUAUGUCCCUUAUAAUAUUCUUCCUCUUGAUCCUGAUAGUGCAAAUCAGGCGAUUAUGAGAUAUCCGGAGAUUCAAGCCGCUGUCUAUGCUCUUCGUAACACCAGGGGCCUUCCCUGGCCUAGUGACUACAAGAAGAAGAAAGAUGAAGAUAUCCUAGACUGGCUUCAAGCAAUGUUUGGUUUUCAGAAGGAUAAUGUGGCAAAUCAAAGGGAACACCUAAUUUUAUUACUUGCAAAUGUGCAUAUUCGACAGUUUCCAAAACCUGAUCAGCAACCCAAGUUGGAUGAGCGUGCUCUAAAUGAAGUGAUGAAGAAACUUUUCAAGAACUAUAAGAAAUGGUGCAAAUACUUGGAUCGCAAAAGUAGUCUUUGGUUGCCAACUAUACAACAGGAAGUACAACAACGUAAAUUACUAUACAUGGGUCUAUAUCUACUAAUAUGGGGUGAAGCAGCAAACUUGAGAUUUAUGCCGGAAUGCCUUUGCUAUAUCUAUCAUCAUAUGGCCUUUGAACUAUAUGGUAUGCUAGCUGGUAAUGUCAGCCCCAUGACGGGUGAAAAUGUGAAGCCAGCCUAUGGGGGAGAGGAAGAGGCUUUUUUGGGCAAAGUUGUUACUCCUAUUUAUGAAGUGAUUGCAAAGGAAGCUGACAGGAGCAGAAGAGGAAAAUCAAAGCAUUCACAGUGGAGGAAUUAUGAUGAUUUAAAUGAAUACUUUUGGUCAGUGGAUUGCUUCCGGCUAGGUUGGCCGAUGCGAGCCGAUGCUGAUUUCUUUUGUCUGCCCUCUGGACAAUUUCAUCCUGAGAAAAAUGGGAUAUUCCUUGUGCUCUAA
Molecule: messenger RNA, 1187 nt
Organism: Ilex paraguariensis (yerba mate)
Lineage: Eukaryota; Viridiplantae; Streptophyta; Magnoliopsida; Aquifoliales; Aquifoliaceae
Source: the annotation of a GenBank genome assembly